Molecule: messenger RNA, 3611 nt
Organism: Anopheles maculipalpis
Lineage: Eukaryota; Metazoa; Arthropoda; Insecta; Diptera; Culicidae
Gene: Strump
Product: WASH complex subunit 5
Exons: 7
Coding region: 1-3567 (1188 amino acids)
Biological process (GO): endosome fission; actin filament polymerization; endosome organization
Cellular component (GO): endosome; WASH complex
Source: RefSeq, a predicted model, not a curated record
AUGGCGACUGAAUUCCUCGCCGAGAAUAAUGUGUGCGGUCAAACGAUUCUGCAAAUCGUCGCGGAAGGAAAUACCAUCAUAUGUGAACUGUUGCGGCUGAAGGAUUAUGUACCGGAGAUAUUCUACUUGAAAACGAAGGAAGAGCAGCAAAAGUAUGGUGAAAUCAUCAAAGACUUUGGUUACUUUCAAAUUGCCGAUACGCAGGAAGCGAAGAUCGAAGCGGACGAAAGGUUGCGGCUGAUCGACGAAGAGCUGCGGGAAAACUAUAUCGUUACGCUAAAUCGGUUCUACAUCGUGUUUGAAAGCAUCCACAAGUAUGUGAAGGAUCUGAACACGUUCAUCGAAGAGCUGAACGCGGGCCUCUUCAUUCAGCAGUCCAUGGAGAAGGUGUUUCAGGAUGCGGAAGGCAAACAGCUGAUGUGUGAGGCACUGUAUCUGUACGGUAUGAUGCUGCUGGUAGCCGAUCUGCACAUCCCUGGGAUUGUGCGGGAACGCAUACUGGUGUCCUACAAUCGGUACAGUGCGCUGAAAACGCACACCGAUAGUAGUAUUGAUGAGGUGUGCAAAUUGCUUCGUUCAACCGGCUUUAACGAUGGUGCGGCCAGUAACAACGGUGGCGGGAUGAUGGGCCGUAAGCUGGUCAGCUAUCCGGAAGAUUUCUUUGCCCGCGUUCCCAUUAGCCCGCUGUACAUCGACAUGGUAAUUGGCCGGCUGCGGUCCGAUGAUGUGUACAAUCAAAUCGCCGUUUAUCCGCUACCGGAACAACACUCAACGGCACUUGCGAACCAGGCCGGAAUGCUGUACGUGUGUCUUUUCUUUUCACCCAAAACGCUGCACAAUCAGCCGGCACGGAUGCGUGAAAUUGUGGACAAGUUCUUCUCAAACAAUUGGAUCGUGUCGCUGUACAUGGGCAUCACGGUUAAUUUGAUUAGUGCUUGGGAACCAUUUAAAGCCGCCAAAACGGCACUCACAAACACGCUGGACACUGCCAAUCUCAAGGAAAUAUGUCACCGGCAGAAACAUUCGAUGGAAACACUACUAACCCGCACCCGGCACAUUCUGCGCGAGGGCAACCUGACCGAGCAGAAUUUACUCGAUCAUAUGCCGAAAGUAAUGGCCCUAGUGCGUGACUGUAACAUAACUGUACGAUGGAUUAUGUUGCACACGACCAGUGUUAGCUCCAGUUUGCUCGAUACCGCUUCAACCGUCGCAUCAAAGCGAUGCCGGCAGGUGCGGGAACUGGUCGAGCAGGAGAUCGAAUUUCGUGGGGUGGUAUUUUUCGAGCUACUGCUCAACACAAGCCAGCUUGAACUGAAGGUGCGCGAAAUGUUGAAACGAUUGCUCGAGGAACGGGAUGAGCGGUGGGCUGACUAUCGCCGGGAAGCGACCGAUCGUAUGCAAGAUCUAGCGGAUGCAUUUUCCGGAGCCAAACCGUUUGUAAAAACACGCAAAAACGAGAGCUUAAGCCGAUGCUUUGCCAACAUACGGAAAGAGAUCGAUGGACUGAGCCGGGAGGAGGUACAGCUAAGCCAAACUGGACGUACGAUCAUUCAGUUGCUGCAAGCACUGGAGGAGGUGCAAGAUUUUCACGGGCUAAGUCGAAAUAUGCAGGUGAAGCAGCAUAUCGUUGAAACGCGCCAAUAUCUGCACGAAAUGUUCCACACGAUUAGCAUUAAAGAGAAUGAUCUGAUUAAUUUGCAACUAAUAGGAGAUUUUAGCUAUGCGUGGCGACUGAUCGACGGGUACACCGGUAUGAUGCAGGAAAACAUUCGCCACCAGCCGCGGCUUGUGAUAAAACUACGUUCAACGUUUUUGAAGCUUGCGUCGGCAUUAGAAAUCCCUCUGUUACGGCUCAAUCAAGCCGAAUCCGAGCAUCUGAUCGAUGUGUCACGGUACUACAGCAACGAGCUGGCAAACUUUGUCCGCAAGGUGGUACAAAUCAUACCGGAAACGAUGUUUGCCCUGCUCGCCCAAAUCGUUCACCUGCAGACGAACGUGCUGAAGGAAUUGCCGGCCCGGCUAGAGAAGGAACGGAUGAAGGAGUACACACAGUUCGAGGAACGGUUCCAGAUAGCGAAGCUUACCUACACCCUGUCCACCUUUACCGAGGGCAUACUGGCUAUGCAGACCACGCUGGUCGGUGUGGUGCAGCUGGACUCGAGGAAGCUGCUCGAGGAUGGCAUACGGCGGAAGUUGGUACAGAACGUGGCCGAAGCAUUUCAUCAGCAGCUGGUGUUUAAUGCGAAGGUGAAGGAAACGGAACUGUAUCCACGGUUAGAUGCGCUGCACAAGAUCAUUCACGGGUACAGACGUUCGUUCGAGUAUGUGCAGGACUAUCUGAACAUACACUGUAUGCGCAUCUGGAACGAAGAGAUGGCGCGUAUUGUUCGCUUCAAUGUGGAGAAAGAAUGUCAAUCGUUUCUGAAGACUAAACCCCACGAUUGGGAGCAACCGGAUGCAACCGGUGGUGGGGAUCUCGAUAGUGGUUUGGUACCGAUUCCGAUCUACCAGCCAGUCGAUAUGACGUCGAUCAACUUUAUGGGCCGACUGGCCCGGGAGAUACUACGUAUUACUGAUCCAAAAACAACGAUCUACAUCGAUAUUUGCUCCAGCUGGUACGACUACAAAACACACAAGCUGCUGCUGACGAACAAAUUUGCCAAUAAAAUCAACGAAACAUUCGGCCCGGCUGGACUAAUCGGGCUAGAUCGAUUGUACGGUGCGAUGAUCAAAUCGGAACUGGAGCUAAUGAUAAGCACUGUUCAGCGUAAGGUUCAACACGACCCAGGCAACUGGAGCGAUGUGUUGGCGGGCAUUAAAACUGACCUAGAGCGGGCGGACAUUGUAGGCAAUCCGGCCAAAAUAUAUCCCUCGCUCGUCUCGAACAUGUCGCGGUUCUUUAGCACCAGUUCGUUUGGGGAUUGGUUGUUGAAAAUAGGACAGAAGCAAACGCUUCGCUGUCAGCUGGCACUGGAGCUGAACUGUAGUUGCAAAAUCAGGGCCACCAAGCUGGAAGCUUCCCUGAAAUCGUUGAACGUAGCUAUUCUGCUUGAAUUCCAACAGCACCAGCUCAAUGAAACCCAUCCACUGCCACGUGCCGAACUGGUAGCGGAACUUAACACCUACCUUCUGUACGCCGGUCUUUACGAUCCUUACCGGAAGGUGUACAUCAAACGGGAACCGCCGCGCUUUUUACCACUACUGCUCUUCCUGUACCUUACCGGCACCCUGGCCAAGCUGCAGUACAUGGAAAAUGUGGACAGUUUGGUGGCGAAGCGGAAAAAUGAAUCGAUCGAUGGUCAUCCACUUACGGUCGGGCUGCUAACCGUACUGCGGCAGUUUGAUGCGUCCGAAACGGAUCUAUUUCUGCAGUACCUUUGUCAGUACGUGCUGUCCUUUGUGCAUGCCAGUUUGGAAGGGAAAAAUGGUGUAGCAAGUGAAGCUUUGUUUGCCUUACGAUUUUUGGAGAUCUUUACACGAGUCGCUGAUAUACCGAGAAGUUAUCUGGAGCAGUACCUUUCGGCGGUCAUUCUCGACCAGUACAUAUUUGUUGCGGACAUUAAAUGACAAUUGUUUUUCUUCAAGUUGUUCCAAUAAUAUGUAUUCCUUCA